UCUGUCCACAAGGUGGCGCUAACAGACAGCCUCUGCGCGCUCGUUGCGCCACCUUCAUACUAUCAGUGAGAGGCUUCCUGUGUAACCCUGAGCAGCGGGUUUGGGCAGAGUGCGUGUUAUUGCAGGAUGUGGUGAAUGCGAGAGGUGGUGCCGCUCACAGCUCGCGCGGUGACGGUUGGGACAGCGAGACGUGGCGCUCACUCAGAGACGGACAGCAGCUGGGAGACUCGAGCGAGUUAAAGUUCGCUUUGAAGGGCGGAAAAUCACGGGCCGACGGCCGCUCCAUACAAGGCAAGGUCGGGUGGGGAGCAGUUUAAGGAGCAGCGCUGAUCCAAUCAUCUGCGCUCCAGGGAAGAGCCCGGAACCAAGCGACGCGACUCGUUUUGUUUUCUGAAAAGAUUUGUAACGUUAAACGUUUGAGAUGUUUCUGUAGAAGCUCUCUUGUUUCUUUAGUUUUGUUGUUUGUUUUGGAUUUGUGUACUUUGGAGAUGAGUGCGUCAGUAAACGGUGGAGAACCCAAACCCGCACCAGCGGUCAGUCAGAACGGACCGGGUUCUGUACCUCCGAGUCCCACGGAUGUCAACACACCGGCGGUACCGGACGAGGAGCCGCAGUCUGCGGUGACGGACACCACGCAGAUGGGAAUUAAGUUCGCCAAGACAUUCCUGCUGAUUUUCCCCAUAUACGUGUUGGGAUAUCUGGAGUUCAGUUUCAGCUGGGUCCUCAUCAUCCUGGCCGUGCUGUUCUGGCUCAGACGGAACCAGGGCAGCAGAUUCGCUCGGGUGAACCAGGCGCUGGCGUUUCUGGAGCAUGAGGAGCGAGCGGUGCGUCAGACCGUCCGGAGCUCAGAGCUGCCGCCGUGGGUUCAUUUUCCAGAUGUGGAGAGAGUGGAGUGGCUCAACAAGACUGUGCAUCAGAUGUGGCCAUAUAUUUGUCAGUUUGUAGAUAAACUGUUCAGAGAGACCAUUGAACCAGCAGUGCAGGGAGCCAAUGCGCACCUUAGUACUUUCACCUUCUCCAAGAUAGACAUGGGGGACAAGCCUCUCAGGGUGGAUGGAGUGAAAGUUUAUACAGAGAAUGUAGAUAGACGACAGAUUAUUAUGGACCUACAAAUCAGUUUUGUCGGAAACACUGAAAUUGAUGUGGAUAUUAAGAAAUACUACUGCCGUGCAGGAAUCAAGAGCAUACAGCUUAAUGGGGUGUUGAGGGUCAUCAUGGAGCCAUUGCUGGGAGACAUGCCUCUGAUUGGUGCACUGUCUGUGUUCUUCCUCAAGAAACCUUUGCUGGAUAUAAACUGGACGGGUCUUACAAACAUGCUGGACAUCCCUGGAGUAAAUGGUCUGUGUGACGGCAUUAUUCAGGAUAUCAUAUACAGUUAUCUCGUGCUGCCAAACAAAAUCACUAUUCCGCUUGUAAAUGAUGCACAGAUUUCCAAACUCCGCUUCCCUAUGCCAAAGGGUAUUCUGCGGAUUCACUUUCUGGAGGCCCAGGACCUGGUAGGGAAGGACAAGUUUCUGGGUGGUCUGAUAAAAGGAAGGUCAGACCCGUAUGGCGUCAUUCAGCUCGGUAAUCAGCUCUUCAGAUCCAAAAUCAUCAAAGAGACAGUUAAUCCUAAAUGGAACGAAGUUUAUGAGGCAUUUGUGUACGAUCACCCAGGACAAAAUGUGGAGAUAGAGCUUUAUGAUGAGGACCAUGAUAAGGAUGAUUAUUUGGGAAGCCUUACCAUCAACGUAGAUGAACUAGAGAAGGAACAGAAACUAGAUGAGUGGUUUGUACUUGAUGAUGUUGCUACAGGAAAGCUUCACCUGAAGAUUGAAUGGCUUUCUCUUCUCCCUACACCUGAUAAACUUGAUGAGGUUUUAAGCAGCAUUAAAGCAGCUAAAGGUCAGGCCAAUGAUGGACUGUCAUCAGCAUUAUUGUUGGUGCAUCUGGACUCAGCCAAAAAUCUGCCAAGUGUUUUUGAGGGACACGUGGGCAGUGGGUGUCUGAGAGAGCGCCGCUCUGCCGGGCUGGUGUUCUGUGAAAACACUUCUGCCCUCUACAGGACAAUGUUUUCUGGUAAAAAGGUCGCCAGUGUGCCCAGUCCAUUCGUUCAGUUUACUGUGGGACACAGAUCCUUUGAGAGCAAGACAAGAUAUAAAACCAAUGAGCCCGUUUGGGAGGAGGCCUUCACAUUCCUGAUCCACAAUCCAAAGUGUCAAGAACUUGAAGUGGAGGUAAAGGAUGAGAAGCACGAGUGUUCCCUAGGGACGUUUUCUCUUCCUCUGUCAAAGAUGCUGCAGGAGGAUCAGAUGACUAUCAGUCAGCAAUUCCCACUCAAGAACUCAGGACCCGGUGCUACGCUUAAGAUGAAGAUGGCACUUAGGAUUCUGUCUAUGGAUAAGUUGUCCGUAUCAAAUCAGCCGUCCUCAAUUCAGAUCCGCCGCCCUAGCUCCAGCACGACCAAUGUUUCAGAGCCCACCCCAACAUCCAAAACCCAGCAGCCAACCCCAGCACCGAGAAACCAACCCUCCCCGCGAGUGGAACCCUUGAUAGACAGCAGGCCAUUGGAGGACUCACCUACCCGUCUGGCUAAAUCGGGGCGGAGCACGUCUAACCUGGCCAUUUCUGGCUCUCAGCUACACCUAAAUAACAAAGAGCCGACACCCAGCAUAGCGUCUGACAUCUCCAAUCCCAGCACCGCCCAGGAGCUCCAGAAGACAAUACAACACUUACAGAAUGGCGCCUCACCUGGUUUCGCUCCAUUGGGUGAAAUUCAGUUAACCAUCAGACACAGUCCCCAAAGAAACAAACUAAUUGUCGUGGUACACAGCUGCAGGAAUCUGAUCUCUUCUACUGAAAAUGGUUCUGAUCCAUAUGUCCGUUUGUAUUUGCUGCCUGAUAAACGACGCUCUGGACGCAGAAAAACAAACACAAUUAAAAAAACAGUGACUCCUGUCUAUGAUCAAACGUUUGAAUUCAGUGUGUCACUUGUGGAGUUGCACAGAAGAACACUAGAUGUGGCCGUGAAGAAUGGAGGAGGAAUUCUGUCAAAACACAGAGGGCUGCUGGGAAAGGUGUUAGUUGACUUGACCUCUGAGGAUAUAUCAAAGAGCUCAACGCAAUGGUAUGAGCUUUCAGUGGAUGGGCUGAGCCGACAAUCCCCUUAGUCAAAGGAACCAACUUCUUUCUGCCCACACAUACUGUAUUUAAAAAAAAAA
This is a messenger RNA of Sinocyclocheilus anshuiensis, 3200 nucleotides long. RefSeq names its product extended synaptotagmin-2-A-like. Gene Ontology annotation, molecular function: calcium ion binding; calcium-dependent phospholipid binding; phosphatidylinositol binding. The coding region runs from base 489 to 3149 and encodes 886 amino acids. Gene Ontology annotation, cellular component: endoplasmic reticulum membrane. Lineage: Eukaryota; Metazoa; Chordata; Actinopteri; Cypriniformes; Cyprinidae. The record is from RefSeq and is a predicted model, not a curated record. The transcript has 23 exons. Gene Ontology annotation, biological process: lipid transport.